This is a messenger RNA of Aspergillus bombycis, 3147 nucleotides long. RefSeq names its product ubiquitin-conjugating enzyme E2. NCBI's taxonomy places the organism in Eukaryota, Fungi, Ascomycota, Eurotiomycetes, Eurotiales, Aspergillaceae. The transcript has 8 exons. The record is from RefSeq and is a predicted model, not a curated record. The coding region runs from base 1 to 3147 and encodes 1048 amino acids.
AUGGACGUAAGAUCAGGACUCACGAGCGAAGCAACUAAGAUAGGGGUUAAGAAAGAUGUGAAGUUUGAGGUUGAUGAUGCAUGCUGCUUGAAGUCCAAUCCUACUUUGGUGGGACAUGUCUGCAGAACUGACCAUGAUGCUGAUAACGAUGAACCCCUGAACCUGAGUACAUGCUUAAUCCUUUCUUAUACCCCCGUUCCCCAGAAGGACUUGGAGGAGUUCCUGGAAACUGGAGUACCUCCAAAAGGGUAUGUUUUUGUUAGCUUCACAGAGCCCUCGCAGGGAAACUCGCUUAUACAUCAGAGCGACCUUGAACUAGUCGAUCGCACUUUGGAUCUCGGCGAUACUGUCAAGCGGCACCCAGAUGACACAAUCAGUGGUACGGUCAUCAGUACCUCUGCAACAUGUAGCCUUGAGCCUAUCGCUUAUCGAACGCUCGACCCCAAGACUGGAGAGUAUGGCCCUCUCAACUUCACUGAAACGGCCAUCAAGCGGGAAGGCAGCCUAGCAAUUGAGAACGAUGCCACAAAACCUCCACUUCUGCAUGAGAUUCCAGUAGUAGAACUCAAGAAAUACGAAGAAUUUUCCGAAGGCGAUUAUAUUGUCUACCGGCAGAAGCUCGGAAUCAUCCAUGGCAUUGAUCGUGAUGCCAUUCUGCUCCUUCCAAACCAAAGUGUUGUAUCUCCCCUCGAUCCUAGUGCCCUGGAGAUUCCGCUUCCAUUCGAAAUCGAGAGUCUCGUGGCGUUGCCCAACAAUACAAGUGCUAUGCGACAUUACCCCUUGGCCAAUGGUGGCUCAAUUUGGUCCAACGAAUCAAAUUUCCGCAGCCUCAAUCCCACAGCCAGAGGCUAUGUCAUAGCUACGCCGGCCAUGGAUAUUCAAGUCGACUGGCUCUGUCCAAAUGUUUUUGCCGCAGGCACAUCCCAUAGUGGCACAAACCUCGAUGUAAUAAGAGCAUCUACUCUCCGUGGAAACGCAAUGGUAUGCGACUUUGGACAGGUUCCCCAGGAAAACCCAAAUGAAAAACCUGUUUAUUCAGAUACCUGGCUUAGCAUCGGGGAUAGGGUGCGUUUCCGGAAUUCAAUUUCUGCAGCUGUAAAAUAUCCGGCAUAUCAACACAUGCCCACUGAGCAAACAUUCGGCUACGACGUAAACAUCCUCCGUGUUACUUCCAAGAAGACGAAGGUCACUGUUCAGUGGCAAGAUGGGACUACCACCACCGAAGCAGCCACCUCUCUGCACAAAUUCUUUGGCGCUGAUGACGAAGUCUGGCCUGGAAAUUUAGUUGUCACGAAAGAUGGUAUUGAGGCUAUCCGGGAACCCUGCAAGAACAAUACGGGGCCCUUCGGGCACCAUAUGAAAGAGACAUUGCAUGUUAGGAGAGUCGGGGUGGUUCAAAAUGUGGAUAGCCAGGAGAGGAUAGCAUCGGUCCGCUGGCAUAAAGAUCCAGAUAUCAAAAUGACACAUCAGGGAAACAUGUUGGUGCCUGGAUCCUUCCUAGGCGAACUUAGCGAUGUUGUCACAGAAGUCUCCAUCUAUGAGCUUUACUCAUACUCUAGCAUGCAAAGGGCACUGAAUGACCUAGUUCUUCUGGCACCUGGAAUAGUUCACCGGUCAUCAAUACCAGCAAUUGGCAGUGAGCCGACUAAAGCAGCUGGUCCUUGUCGGCUGAGCGCUCUCUCUCCUGUCACCUUCUCAGAGACGUUUUCAUACCUUGAGUCCAUGAAAUUAUCCAUGGUGAACUCAGAAUGGUUCAAAAGGACUACUGAGAUUGACACGUCACCUGUGCCUUCCAGAUAUAGCGUACAUCACGAAGAAUUUAACAUCAAACUGCCAACGGACUUCAUCGGUAAGAUCGUUUCAAUAGAUACUGAGGGCACCAUCACCAUUCGAACUGCAGGCGCCGACAAUGUUCGUGAUAUUCGCGUGCCAUGGGAGAGAAUCAUGAUGGUAAUUGAUGAGGAUAAUAUAAUUCCGCCUGCGUCACUCGGGCCAUUCGACUUGUUUAACCUCACGGAUAUCGAUCGUUCUGUACAACCAGCCGACCUCCCCUUCACUGAGACAAUUGAAUAUGAGGGCGGCGAGCGUCUUGAUAAUGAUAGUGGGGAUGAUGAUUGGACGACUGAGGGCGAGUCCGAGCUUGGCGAUGAGGAUUUCGAGGACGUGGAAUACGAUAGCGAGGAUGCCGAUGGGCUCGUGGCCCCCGCAUUGUCAAUUAUCAGUCCUCCUGAGAGGCUCGAUCAUGACGAGCAGGAACAGCCUGGUACUGAUGAGGCCCGAGCUGAAGUUCCUCGAGUGGGAAAUAGAUUACUUAUACUCUCAAUAGCCUGGCCAUCGUCAUGUCCUCCGGGAUUCUCUCUGUUAGAAAGCCCGGCCCCUUCCGACCACCAUUUCUUUUCUAGGGUUCCGAGCGAGGCUCCUGGAUUGCGUACCAAGCGUAUACAAAAAGAAUUCGAAAUUCUCCAGUCCUCUCUACCGGCUGGAAUUUUCGUGCGGACAUGGGAGUCUCGAAUGGACCUCUUACGGGUUCUGAUAAUUGGGCCUCAAGGAACACCAUAUGAGCAUGCGCCGUUUAAACGGGAUGAUCAACCUAACUUGGGAGAAAAUGGCAAUAUCUGCUUGAGUCUCCUAGGAACUUGGCCUGGGAAACACCCCACGGAAAGUUGGUCCCCCACCAGCUCGACGGUCUUGCAGAUCCUGGUUUCAAUCAUGGGUCUCGUGUUGGUAAAAAUGCCAUUCUACAAUGAGGCUGGCUAUGAAACACUUGCUGCGGAAGAAGACAGACACGUCGAGUCGACCCAAUACACGGAGAAAGCCUUCCUGAUAACACGAACAUUUAUCCAACACGCCCUUGAAAACCCUACCGCUGGCUUAGAAGAUGUUCUAGCAUGGCAUUAUUUCGCAGAACCCCGGCAGGAACAAAACAAUGCUGGCAUCCGCCCACGACUACUGCGUCGAGCUAUUGACGAAGCCCUUGGCAUGAUUGAACAUCAUAACCGCACCACAGCAGGUGAAAAGUUGAGUGAGGAGCAUGCGGCAUCGGCCUUUGUGUCUCGUCUUAGUCUAGGAGCAGUUGUGAUGCUACGAAAGCACAUUAAUACACUGGAGAAGAUUGAAUUAGCUGUGAAUUCUGUCGAGAGAGUUUAA